This is a messenger RNA of Chironomus riparius, 1423 nucleotides long. The record is from the annotation of a GenBank genome assembly. NCBI's taxonomy places the organism in Eukaryota, Metazoa, Arthropoda, Insecta, Diptera, Chironomidae.
AUGAGGAAAGAGAGCCUAUGCAUUAAAAUGGGUUACGAUUCUCUCGAUUUAGUUGAUUCUAUUCGUGAGGUUGGGGAACACAAUAUAAGAAUGUUGAGUACGUCAUGUAACAUGGCGCUUCUCAAGAAACUUUUACAAAUUUUCAUUAAUUUAAUCACAAUAACAACAUUAACUCAUAGUGCACAACUUCCUCCAGUCAAACGACAAGCCACACUACUAGUGAAAGAACCAACAGUACAAAUACAAUGUCUGCAAGGUUCCAUUCUUAUAACAAUAAAAAAUGCUCCAUCGAGCUACGACGGGUUCUUUAGCGGACGAAUUUAUCCCAAAGGACUUGCGAAGAACUCAACAUGUCUGACAGAGUACAGGGAUUAUCAAGGCCCUUUAAAAUACAAACUGCCACUAAGGAGUUGCAACACAAUGCCAAUAGAGACGGACGAUGGAAGCAUUGAGUUCUUCAAUACGAUAGUACUGCAGCCGCAUCUAAAGCUUAUGACCGACUUAGGAAGAGGUUAUCAUAUCAGAUGUCGCUACAAGAAUCGAGAGGCAGCGAUCAAAUCAACUGGAUCUUUCGGUGUGUCAAAAGAUGAUGUUGAUGUUCAGAGACCUCAAGCUUACACAAGUGAUGAGAAGAAGGAUAGACGUGAACAUGGGAGAGUACUUAUUCAUGGUAGUGACUCAUCUAAUGAAAUUCCAAUGCCUGCGUGCCAUAUGAAAAUUUAUACAGGCAAUAAACUAGCCGAGAGUGUACAGAUUGGCGAUCAAUUGAAAUUGAUUGUUAACAUCGAUAAACAAGAUCAAUAUGGUCUUCAUGUCACCGAUUGUUCAGUAAGAGAUGGUCUCGGAUGGGGUGAACAGAGGUUGAUUGACGCCACUGGCUGUCCACUCGAUCAAGAAAUCGUCGGUCCAUUCGAUUACGAUAGUGAUCGUACAAAAGCUACUGUAUCAUUUCCUGCCCACAAGUUUCCAUACACUACAUCUGUUUAUUAUCAAUGUAAUGUAAGACUGUGUUCAUUGCACGAAGAAAACUGCCAUAAGACACCAUCAUGUAAUGGAACGAGAAGAACAAAACGAGCAACAGAUGAGGACGACGAUGGUUUACCGGCAACGAUUGAGGUGUUCUCAGGUCUUUAUGUCAACGAGAAUGCCGAAGUGAUUGAUGAUGGCUACGAUUCAGUACUCAAAGAGAAGAAUCCAGACGAUGCGAUUUGCGUAUCCCAGCGAAGUUUCGCCAUUGCGGUGUCAAUAACUGGUCUUUGUCUUAUGUUGGCAGUUGUUCUCGCUGUGCUGUGUAUAUUAGCAAGACGACGAGAUAAGAAUGUAUCGUCAAAUUCUGGCAGCUCAAUAUAUAGCGGUCCAUAUACAAAUACAGCAUACUCGCAUACGAGUUAGUCAGUCCAGUCAAUUAAUUUGGAAGAAUUAA